This is a messenger RNA of Humulus lupulus (European hop), 2769 nucleotides long. RefSeq names its product protein ALP1-like. Lineage: Eukaryota; Viridiplantae; Streptophyta; Magnoliopsida; Rosales; Cannabaceae. Bases 1560 to 2762 code for a protein of 400 amino acids. The record is from RefSeq and is a predicted model, not a curated record. The transcript is spliced from 4 exons.
UCAAUGUAUUGCUUGACAAUCUUAUUUUAAUUUAUGUUAUUCUUGUGGUAUUGCUAUGUGUUUGUCUCAACUUGAAGUUCAUAAGUUCACUGUUACACUAAAAUAUAAAAUUUACUGUGAUAUAUAUUAGGAUAUAUAUAUGCAAUGGAUUUUCUUGGAAUAGAUUUUGGAAAGAGAAGACAUAACAAUGUUGAUUUUCUAGGUUGACAUGCUAGAUAGCUCUUCUAUAUGGCAUUAGGCAUUGGGCAAUGUGCAAUGGCCAAAGUUGAAGUGUUUUGUUUGACUAUUGCCUCAUUAGAGACCUUUCCUUUAUCAUAUGAUUGUGUAGGCAAUGACAGGGGCUGAUCUUAAGGAGUGGGGUUAUAAGCUAAUAGGAAAUAAAUAGGAUUUAUUGAAUAUAAUAUUUGUGUUUAGUGUCUUAUAUUGGCUAUGCUCUAAGAUAAUUUAUGGUAUGGAAUAUUGCUAGAUUUGAAAUAUGGCCAUUGAGAUCACAAAUGUUGAUGAUGCAUGUUUAUGGGGACCAACUGUAGAGAAGAUUUUCAUCGAUAUCAUGGUUGAUGAAGUGAAUAAAGGAAAUAUGGCAAGUGGUCAAUUUGGCUCAAAAACAUGGGCGAAAAUUCUUGAGGAGUUGCAAAUUAAAAGUAAGCGGAAAUACUUAAUUAAACAAAUUAAGCAAAAGUUCAAUAGGUUGCGCACUAAGUAUCGCGAGUUUGCUGAGUUGUUGAAACAAACUGGAUUUGGUUGGGAUCGUGAAACCAAUACUGUGGUUACUUCUGAGGAAAUAUGGCAGAAUUAUCUAAGGGCACACCCAAAGGCAACACAAUAUCGCAAGAAAGGAUGUGAUCAUUUUGUAUUGUUGGAACUAAUUUUUAGUAAGUCAACUGCCACUGGUCAGUUCCAUCGUUCUGCUGCUUCAGGUCUGCCCAACACUGAUGAUGAAAAGGAAAUGGAGAAUGAAUUUGAUCGCAUAGACGUCCAUGAUAUUGAUGAGAAUGAUUCUACUAGUUGCUCUCGGCUUGUUGAUGAUGUUUUUAAACGUUCAACAAAAAAUUCAACAACUACAAGUACAGAGCGAAGAGCUAAGAGACAAAAAUCACAACAAAUGAGUGAUGCAAUUGUUGCAUGGACUGAGGUAGCUAAAGUAAGAGCAGAGGCCACUUUAGCUAAAGCUGAAAAAUACAAGAGUACAACCGAAGGAGGAGGAAGCCAAAAUCAUGAGUUUUCUCUCACAAAUUGUAUGCAAAUCCUCGAAGGAAUGGAAGAAGUCAGUGAUGAUGCCUACAUGAAAGCUGUUGAGAAAUUUAAGGAUCCAUAUUGGAGAGAGAUUUUUAUUAAUAUGUCUACUAUUAGAAAGAGAGCUUGGUUAGAUAGGCUUUGACUAUACUGUGAUAUGUUUGACUGUGUAGGCUUUGAGUUUUACUUUAUGUGUGCUUGACAUUAUUAUAGUAUGUUAUGUUAAGAUAAUCUAGUGGAGACUUUGUUAUUGGUUUCAAAUACGUAUUGGUUUUUUCUAAGUUUAUUAUGCAUGUCAAAUAAUUUGCAGGAUUCAGAGUAAUCAAAUGGAUGAUUCUAGUUCAUCUUCUACAGAUAGUGAUUUUGAUGAUUUUUCAGAUUUUUUGAUGCUAAACUUUUUAAGUGAUUACAAUGAAAAGUUUAUCGAGAAAAUCCCUCAAAGAACAUCUUCUUUAUGUGGAGAAGAUUUUGUGAGAGAGUUAUUAGGUGGUCAUGAGAGAACAUGCUAUGAAUUAUUGCGAAUGGAUAAAAAUGUAUUCAUCGAGCUAUGUACCUAUUUAAAACAAAAGGAAUACAUUAAGGACACACGAGAGAUUAAAGUUGAAGAAGCAGUUGCUAUUUUCCUUAUAAUUGUUGGUCAAAAUGUGGGAAUGAGACUUAUAGCUGACCGAUUUCAACAUUCGCUUGAAACUAUUGAUAGGCACUUCCAUUUAACAUUAAAGGCAAUAUGUAAAUUAGGACAGGAUAUCAUUCGACUAACUCAAUCUCCGGUACCUUCUCAUAUUGUCAACUCCUCAAAAUACUACCCAUGGUUUCAGAAUUGCAUUGGUGCCAUUGAUGGAACACAUGUGAGUGCAUGUGUCCCUACAGAUAAGCAAGUCAGUUACAGAGGCCGAAAAAAUGUGGUAACACAAAAUGUCUUGUGUGCUUGUAACUUUGAAAUGUUCUUUACUUUUGUAUCUGCUGGUUGGGAGGGUACCGCAAAUGAUUCCAGAGUGUUUAUAGAUGCAAUUACGCAACCUAAAUAUAAGUUUCCAUUGCCUAAAGAAGGUGAAUACUAUGUUUUGGAUUCUGGAUUUCCAUGCACAAAAGGUUUUCUCCCACCAUAUCGUGGUGAAAGAUAUCAUUUGCAAGAAUACAAUAGUGGACGCAAUCGACCACGUGGUAUGAAAGAACUAUUCAAUUAUAGGCAUUCUUCUCUUAGGAAUGUCAUUGAACGGUGCUUUGGUGUACUAAAAGCACGUUUUCCUAUAUUGAAGAUGAUGCCACCUUACAAAUUGAGUAGACAACCUUUGAUAGUUAUUGCUUGCUGCACUCUUCAUAAUUUUAUUCGUCAACGCACACAGUAUGAUCAUAUGUUUAGAGAAUGGGAAGAGAAAGAACUUGAGGGUGAAGACAACUUAGAGGAAGCUAACACUAGUGUGUCAAGAUGUGAAGUCAAUUUAUCUGAUGAAUCUGCUGUAGCAAUGGCAAGAUGUCGAGAUCGUAUUGCUCAAGCUAUGUGGACAGCUUAUAAUAAUAUAAAUUAGUCAACUA